Messenger RNA from Cannabis sativa, 1662 nucleotides. RefSeq lists its product as uncharacterized. The coding region runs from base 112 to 1218 and encodes 368 amino acids. NCBI's taxonomy places the organism in Eukaryota, Viridiplantae, Streptophyta, Magnoliopsida, Rosales, Cannabaceae. Gene Ontology annotation, cellular component: endomembrane system. The transcript has 11 exons. The record is from RefSeq and is a predicted model, not a curated record.
GUCGUUUUCUUCCUCUAUUGGAAUCGUUAAAGAAAUUUCUGACUCGUCCUUAACUCGUCGAGCAUAGCCAUAGAUCAGAAAACGACCCAUUUCUCUCUCUCUUUCUCUUCGAUGGAGUUCCACAGAUUCUACCUCCUACUCAUCUUGUCGCUUAUCUGUGCUCAAUCUAGGGCCGAAACUACUGGAUCUGUUUUCUUCAUUGAUAGUUCUUCUAAUCAGUUUUUUCGUAAAGCAUCGGACGAUUUAGUCAAGCCAGAUUUGAUUUUGGACACAGAAGCUGGUGCUGCGGUAUCAGUCUUGCUUGGAUUUGCACCACCUUCUACUCUUUCAGAAGCUAGCUCAUCUAAGUUGAAUCAAAUACUCGUCCCGAAUCCAUUCAAUCGGCCUCGUGCUGUUUUCAUGCUGGAAGUUAGAGGAGUUGAUGAUUCUGAACUAUUGGCAAAAGAUAAUGCCAUCUCUGGCAAUAUUCUUAGUAGCAAGAUUGUGUUCGGGUCAGAGAAAACUGAAAUUCAACUUCCAGCUGAAGAUGAAGUUUCUGUAGUUUCUUUGGAUGAGCCAUUCACUGAUCUUACCGACAAAGAAAUUAGCAUUUUUGCAUCUUGGAUGGGUGGGGCCUAUAUCUACAAUACUGAAGAAACUUUGAAUGGAGAUUUGAUCAUUCCUUUGGCCAAUGGUGCUAAUGUGAAGCUUCAUAUGUCAAAGAAAGCAGACAGGGAAUUUAUUGUUAGUAUUCUAUCUCUUGUCCGUAACUUAAGGAGUGCAAUGGAGCUGCAUGAAGACUUAUCUCAUGUUAAAAGCAAUCCGGCUGAGUUGUUGAUUGGUUCCUUUGAUGGCAUUAAGAUUUUACGAGAGCAAGGAAGUGAGGGUUCCGCUCAAUAUGGAAUGGAGUUACUACUCGCUACAUUGUCCAAGCUAUACAACGAACUGCAAGAUGCAUACAAAGGUCAAAUUGUCGGAGUCAUCUUUUGCUCCGGGGAAGCUUCUAUGGAAUCAAGCAAGUUGCUGGAUGUGAGUUUUGCUCCUCAGCGAUCAGCGCGUUUGUUGGAAGAGAACAAAGUCCCCCGUGAAUUGAUUAUUGAAGUGUUGUUGGUUAGGAAGAUCCUUGCUUGGAUCACAGGAAUCAUACUUCUCAUUUCAACCCUCAUAGGGGUAUACUUCCUUUUCUAUAUGCCACUCACAAGAGAUACCCUUUUGUAUUCUAAUGUCAAGCUCGAUUAAAUCGAAAGAAAGAAAGAUCGGAUUACCGUUGGACCAUAUGCCUACUACCUAUGUCCAAUUUACAAUGUUUAUAUUGAAAAAAACCCUCUUCCAAUUCUGUGAGAUUAAAACACAGGUAGUUCUUAGGUAAUCUGAGUUUUCUCAUCCAAACAUUAAUGGCUAGAUCAAAGAAGUAUUUUCUUUAGAGAGAUUCUCAAUAGCCACUUUUUCCUUUGUCUUUAUUUUUUGGGUAUGUAAAGCAUUGGGACUGGUCAGCUUGGGUGAGAAAGAAUUUGUGUGCUUAGCAGAUGAAAAAUAAUAUUGUGCAUUUAUUUGGCCAUGAGGAGAUUCUCUUAUCAUCUGUGUAUUUGUUUAUUAGUUUCCAAUAAUUUAUAUAUGUAUUUUCCAAAUUUUGGAUAAUAAUUAUAAUAAUAAUAAUAAAAAAAAACAGCAUUACCUUCCUCA